AUGUUCAGAUCGGUAUGCUCAGAGAGGAGGCUGUGGACUGAAAUGGUGCUCGAAGAGACGGCUUUCUUCAGAUCCGUGUAUAUGCGACGAAGUUGUUGCAUUGUUCGCGAUUAUCUGGACAUGCUAAAUACCUGGGGUCUAUGGACUUAUCGGGCUCGUCUCGACUGUUUUCUUGGUUGGAGCAAACGUUCUUUCUGGGUGGAUUUCAAAGAAGAGCCUAGUACUUUACAGGCCAUCACUCGUGACAAAUUGGAUAUUCCGCCCUCACCUUCUGCAUCCAUUUCAUCUCCUCCCGAUCCGGUCAAUCGAACAGACGCAUCGUCGAGUCAGUCAUCCUCAAAUGGCAGUACUGCUGCGCCAGUGGUUGUGCGAGAAAUGGCAUGCCCACAGUGUUUAAAGCCGCUUCCGAAAUGCGUCCUGUGCCGUCGGCAUUUGGGCUCAUAUGUUCAAACAGAGUGUCCCGACUUGGGCCGCUUGUCAUCCUGGUUUACUUGGUGUCAGGUAUGA
Molecule: messenger RNA, 507 nt
Organism: Gongylonema pulchrum
Lineage: Eukaryota; Metazoa; Nematoda; Chromadorea; Rhabditida; Gongylonematidae
Source: the annotation of a GenBank genome assembly